Molecule: messenger RNA, 150 nt
Organism: Phialemonium atrogriseum
Lineage: Eukaryota; Fungi; Ascomycota; Sordariomycetes; Cephalothecales; Cephalothecaceae
Exons: 1
Source: RefSeq, a predicted model, not a curated record
UUGCAUUGCUUAUGCAAAUCCUUUUGCAAUGCUACUAAUAGUAUUACUAUAAUUGUCACUUCUUCUAGCAAACAAAACGCUAGCAAUAUAAACAACAUGCUUUUACCUUUCCUUAUCCUUGCUAUCUGCAUAAUUAGACUUUUCUCUUAG